AGGUGUACCAAAUUUAGAAUUACCAGAACUUAAAGUAAUGGUUACUAGUAUAGACACUAAUUUCUUAGAUUUUACUAGAUAUUCAAAUUUUACUAAACUUAAAAGAAUUAUGGCCUAUGUUCAUAGAUUUGUUAAUAAUUUUAUUUGCAAAUAUAGUAAAAAUAAAAACUUUAAUAAGCUAACAGGUUGUCUUAGCACAGAUGAACUUUGUAAUUCCCUAAAAACAUUAAUUAGGUGUUGCCAAGUGCAAUCAUUUUCUUGCGAAUUAAACACAAUUAAAACGAAGAAAGAACUGCAUCACAAAUCCAAAAUGCUACCACUAAAACCAUUCAUAGAUGAAGAUGGUAUACUUAGAGUGGGUGGUCGUAUACAAAAUACAAAUUACAAUUUUGAAAAAAGACAUCCAAUUAUACUUGAUGCCAAACAUAGUUUUACUAAAUUACUUAUGAGACAUGAGCAUUUAAGGUUAUUUCAUGCCGGACCACAACUACUUUUAUCUUCUAUAAGAGAAGAAUAUUGGCCUAUAGGUGGUAGGAACUUAGCUCGUAGUAUUUUAAGAAAAUGUGUAGUAUGUAUACGAUUUAAAGGUAAAACACUUCAACCUAUAAUGGGUAACCUUCCUAAUGUAAGGACAAAUCCUAGUUUUCCUUUUUAUUCAUGUGGAACAGAUUUUGCAGGUCCGUUCAUGAUUUCAAGUAGAAAAGGUAGAGGUAGUCGAGUAUCAAAAUGUUACCUUUGUUUAUUUGUUUGUCUUACAACUAAAGCUGUUCACUUGGAGCUCGUUAGUGACCUUACUACUCAAGGUUUUUUAAUGUGCCUUAGGAGAUUUGUUUCGAGAAGGGGAAAACCUUACGAAAUUUAUUCAGAUAAUGGAAAAACAUUUGUAGGGGCUAACAAUGAAUUGGGUAGAGUGCUUAAGUCUAGUCGCGAGGCUGUGACAGAGUAUGGCAGUACUGAAGGCAUUAGAUUUAAAUUUAGCCCUGCAUAUUCACCUCAUUUUGGGGGUAUUUGGGAAGCUGGGGUUAAAUCAUCCAAACAUCAUCUUAAGAGAAUAGCUGGCAACGCAGCCUUAACAUUUGAGGAACUUGCAACGUUGUUCACACAAAUAGAGGCUAUCCUAAAUUCCCGUCCCCUAUCUCCUCUCUCAUCCGACCCAACCGAUCUCCUACCCUUAACCCCUGGGCACUUCCUAAUCGGGCGGCCACUCAAGUCGGUGCCGUCCUUGCUAAUUGAAAAGUCUAGAGCUAACAGAUACGAGCGUAUAGAGCAGCUGCGGCAACAGUUUUGGGAGCGAUGGCGCCGAGAGUACCUCGCCGAACUCCAACAGAGGACCAAGUGGCGGAGACCAGACCGGGAACUCAAAGUAGGCGACUUGGUCAUCCUCAAAGAAGACAACCUACCUCCAUUAUGCUGGCGACUAGGCCGCAUAACCAAACUUUACCAAGGACCAGAUGGCGUCAGCAGAGUCGCCGACGUCCUCACAUCGAGAGGGACUGUCAAGAGGGCAGUCCACAAGUUUUGCAUCAUACCUGGAGAUGACAUCGACCCAAAUUCAACUGCUUGAUAGCUGUGCUAUCAAGGCCCGGGAGGAUGUUAACGCGCACACUGUGCAGGCGCGCCAAACCGAUCCACCGUGCAGCACGAGAAGGGGAUGCGGGACGCGCGGGAGGAGGGCCGCUGGCCGCGUCGCUUCGCCGGGGCCGCGCCGCACUCUUUCGCCAUCGGCACCGGACGAGUGCACACGUCGUGAUUAACCUAAUAUUUUUGUAUAACGCCAAUCGCCACACGUCGUAACUAUGAAACCUAUGUAACUAAUUACUUUCUUAAGAAUAUAAGCAGUUUGUACCAGAGGCA
Messenger RNA from Helicoverpa zea (corn earworm), 1854 nucleotides. RefSeq lists its product as uncharacterized. The transcript has a single exon. Gene Ontology annotation, molecular function: nucleic acid binding. The record is from RefSeq and is a predicted model, not a curated record. Bases 38 to 1564 code for a protein of 508 amino acids. Lineage: Eukaryota; Metazoa; Arthropoda; Insecta; Lepidoptera; Noctuidae. Gene Ontology annotation, biological process: DNA integration.